Molecule: messenger RNA, 1098 nt
Organism: Microthlaspi erraticum
Lineage: Eukaryota; Viridiplantae; Streptophyta; Magnoliopsida; Brassicales; Brassicaceae
Source: the annotation of a GenBank genome assembly
AUGAACAUGAUGAGCUCAUUCCAACAAGGACAAUCAAUGGACACAGAAUGUGUGUCGACUACAGGAAAGCUGAACUCCUCCACGCGCAAGGACCACUACCCCUUGCCAUUCAUAGACCAGAUGCUUGAGCGCCUUGCCAAUCAUCAAUACUACUGUUUCUUGGAUGGAUACUCAGGAUUUUUCCAAAUUCCAAUCCACCCAGAUGAUCAGGAGAAGACUACAUUCACUUGUCCCUAUGGCACAUAUGCUUAUAGGAGAAUGCCUUUUGGAUUGUGCAAUGCUCCAGCUACAUUCCAAAGAGUGCUACAGAGAUGUGAAGACAAGCAUCUAGUUCUAAAUUGGGAGAAGUGCCACUUUAUGGUUAGAGAUGGAAUAGUGCUUGGACAUAGAAUCUCAGAGAGAGGCAUAGAAGUUGACAAAGCCAAGAUUGAAGUAAUGACAAACCUUCAGCCGCCCAAGACAGUUAAAGAUAUCAGAAGCUUCCUAGGACAUGCUGGUUCUACAGGAGAGGAGUGUCACAAGGCUUUCACUAAGAUCAAAGAUGCAUUGGUCAGUGCGCCAGUGGUUCAACCUCCAAACUGGGAACUACCUUUUGAGAUAAUGUGUGAUGCAAGUGAUUAUGCAGUAGGAGCAGUACUUGGGCAAAGAAAAGACAAGAAGCUACAUGUGAUCUAUUAUGCCAGCAGAACACUUGAUGAGGCACAAUGCAAGUAUGCCACAACAGAAAAGGAGCUUCUUGCUAUUGUCUUUGCAUUUGAGAAAUUUCGAUCAUACUUGGUGGGAUCAAAAGUUAUAGUUCAUUCUGAUCAUGCAGCAUUAAGGUAUCUCUUAUCCAAGAAAGAUGCCAAGCCAAGAUUGCUGAGAUGGAUACUACUAUUGCAAGAAUUUGAUCUUGAGAUCAAGGAUAGAAGAGGAGCAGAUAAUGGAGUAGCUGAUCACCUUUCAAGGAUGAGAGUUGAAGAAAAUCUACCUCUUGAUGAUAGGCUACCUGAAGAAUCAGUUUAUGCAGCUGAAGCUAGCAAUAAGCAUGGACAACUAGCCAUCACAGGCCAGGAACAAAGAUCUCAUCAUCAAACACACCAUGGUUUCGCCACAUAG